GGUUUUCUUUUUUUUCGAGUAUAAAAUAAGCAGCUAAAAAAAACAUAGGUAGUCUUUAUUUCACUUCUUUCCUUAACCACCACCACCCCUUACUUUCGUUUUUUAAUAUCAAUGUCUUUAAAAAAAUCGACUGCAUCAGAAAAUAUGCAACCUAAUCAUCUACCAAACGGCCUCGAGCACCUAUUGCGUGUUUUCGAUGCCAUCAUAAGAAAGUUCGAUGUGAUGGUAUUCAUCCCAACUGUACACGAUGCUUAUCUACAGGCAUUUUAUGUGCUUAUCCAAGCUCAAGAAGAUCUCGCACAACCCAACCUACCAAUGUGGAUCCUUUUAUUGAUAAUCUUUCACAGCUGGAGGCCCGUAUUCGACGCAUUGAAACUGAUCUCGAAAACCAACGUUCCAUGGUCAAUUCAAUUGUCCCUCAUGAAGAGAAUGAGUCUGUAUCAUUAGCUACCAGCGAACUCAAGGCAAAAAUGCUCAAGACAGAAAUAGAAGUACAAGAUUCGAGAUCCAUUUUAGCACAAUUACGACUUAAAGGCGAACAACGCAUUUCUCGAGGCAAACGAGCUGCUGCUGCUGCUGCUGCUGCUGCUUCUGCUUCUGCUUCUGCUAAUACUAGUACUAAUACUACUAUUACUACUACUGCAAAUACCAGAGAAGAUAAAUCAACAGUUCAUGAACCCAAGCUAUCAAGUACAGAAACAAAGCAUCCACGACAACCGCUUUAUUUUCAAGAUAUGAUGCUUGAUAACAAUACAGACUUUAUGAGCUAUGAAUCUACAGGACAAACGAUCGAUUGGACUAUGUUUGAUAACAAACCCAGUCUGUUGAAUACUAUGCAGCCCAUGUCUUCUGAUUUGUAUGCAGACCAUCAUAUGUCUUUUACUGAUUCGAAAGAUAUGACAUCAAUGGUCAUGAAUUCGAUUCUAUCUCCUACUUCAACUCGCUCUUCUUCAUUGAUAAGCAAUAUUGGGUUUCCUAUCGUACUCCAGCCUUCAAAUUCAACUCAUUCAACCACUUCCAAUAUGACAACAACUUCCUGUUCUUCUCUCAAUUCAUGUGAAAAUAUCCUUCAGUUUAAUAUGGAGGACAUGAUGUUCCAUAACAAAGAUACGCUAUCUAACAAUACUACAAUGUGGUUUUAUCCUUCAUAAUAAUAACAAUAAUAAUAAUAAGCCCUCUUUUUUUUGCUGGCAUUGAAA
Gilbertella persicaria is the source of this 1199-nucleotide messenger RNA. RefSeq lists its product as uncharacterized. Bases 399 to 1151 code for a protein of 250 amino acids. The record is from RefSeq and is a predicted model, not a curated record. NCBI's taxonomy places the organism in Eukaryota, Fungi, Mucoromycota, Mucoromycetes, Mucorales, Choanephoraceae. The transcript is spliced from 4 exons.